Molecule: messenger RNA, 516 nt
Organism: Penaeus vannamei (Pacific white shrimp)
Lineage: Eukaryota; Metazoa; Arthropoda; Malacostraca; Decapoda; Penaeidae
Source: RefSeq, a predicted model, not a curated record
AUGGUGUGGCUCCACGGGGGGGGCUUCCUCGUGGGGGGGUCAGAGGAGCAGUACCCCCAUGCCCCUGCUCAAGAGGGACGUCGUGUUGGUCCCAAAGUUCCGCAGAUUCCUCUCCACGGAAGACGAGGCGCUGCCGGGGAACCUCGGCCUCAAGGACCAGACGCUGGCCCUCGCUGGGUCAAGGAGAACAUCCGUGCCCUCGGCGGCGACCCCUUCCGCGUGACCUUGUUCGGGCAGGGGGCGGGGGCGGCGGCGGCGCACCUGCAGGUCCUCAGUCCACAGGCCGCUGGCCUGUUCAGCCGUGUCAUUCUCCAGUCCGGCAACGCCCUCAGUCCGUGGGCGUUGAGGUGCGACCACAGAAAGAAUGCAGCUGUGGUGGGCGCGGCGUUCGGGUGUGCGGGCGUGGACUCGUCUUCACCAGCUGAUUUGAACAGCACUGCGCUCCUGGACUGUCUUCGGGAGCUGCCUUUUGAACAGCUGGCCGUCAUCCCGUCGGUUUUUGUGGUGAAGAUUUAA